Molecule: messenger RNA, 5713 nt
Organism: Mercenaria mercenaria
Lineage: Eukaryota; Metazoa; Mollusca; Bivalvia; Venerida; Veneridae
Exons: 6
Coding region: 70-783 (237 amino acids)
Cellular component (GO): cytoplasmic vesicle membrane
Source: RefSeq, a predicted model, not a curated record
AGUAAGUGCAUGCUCUGACGUAAUUUCCGGUCAAAAGAAUUUUUUGACAGCUGAUAAACACAACAGGAAAUGCCGUAUUCUUACCAGCAACUUGUGUCUUUUGCACUUUUCUUAGGUUGUUUGAUUUCAGAUGUUGUUGCUGAAAUAUGUGAUGAUGGCUCUAGAUGUACUGGUGGGAAACACUGCUGUAGUAUAGGUUGUUGCUAUGGUGAUGAUGAUGAUGAUGAUAGAAGAUACACAUAUGGCUACAGGUUGUCUAUCUGGAACAUGUGGUAUUUCUGGUUUGUAAUCCUGUUUCUCAUGAUGUCCUGUUUUGGAGGAUGUGGGUAUUAUAAGCACAGACAGCGACUUGUUACCGGCCAGCCAGUCAGAGGACAUAGGAACUUCCUGUCUAUCCUGACUGAACCUUAUAAUGGGGGAACAGCCAGAGUUUUGACAGUAGAAAAUGGUGGAUAUCCAGAAAAUCGUGGAUAUGUUUUAAGCAGGGGCCCAGACCCAAAUCUUGCAGCAUCAAUGGCUCCUCCCCCAUAUACUGAGGUGAUGAACAAUCCAGGUUUAUUUCCACCCAAUACCAAGUUGGGAGUUCCAGGUGAUGAAGGUGGACAUACACAUACAGGUAGCAUCCUUCAUAAUACUGAACCAACCAGUCAGAUGCCUCAGCCACCACCUUAUACAGAAGUAGUCAAUCAAAAUGAGGCAGAAACACAUUCAGCCAGUCAAAAUGUCCAGAACCAAAGCCAAACAUCCAAUCAAGUUCGAGAAAAUACUGCAACUCUCCAAUGAGAUUUCUUCAUGUUCAUAUUUUUCUUCUUUCUUAACAUUUUCUAUGCAUUUGAUGAAAGUUACAUAAAAAUCCUAUUUGCAUAGUUUUCCCUACAAGAUAGUAGCUCGUAUUGCUUGAACACCUUUUAAAGCUUAAAUUCCAUUUGACAAAACAGCUAUUGAGACAUUAUAUGCUGUAUUGGAGUGUUUAUUUUUGUGUGCAUGUAAACUUAAGGUUGAUUUUUUUUGCAUCCUUACACAAGUAACAACAUAAAUGAUUUAGUUAAGAUUUAUUUCAGUUUUUUGUCACAUAUGCUUAAUCUUAGAUUGACCAUAUCUGUUAUAGAUUGACAGGAUCUUAAACAAUUUUUUUUCUACAUAUGUGGAGCCUGGAGGGAGAAAAGCUGAAACAUACCGGUAUAUAUUUUUAAAGUUUGGACUUGUAAAUUGGCUUUCUUGUUUAAAAGGGUAAGCAAAUGAAGGUCUUAUAUGAUAUUGAACUGUCAGUAUUAGAGAAAUCCAAUGCCAAUCUUUCAUUAAAGUAUUUCAUUUUUAGGUAUUUUCUUCAAAUAUAGAAUAUCCUCACUAAAUGAGCCGUGUCAUGGGAAAACCAACAUAGUGGCAUUGAAAGCCUAUUGCCAUUAGAGAAACCAUUAGCGAAAAGCAUGGAUCCUGACCAGACUGCGCGGAUGCGCAGGCUGGUCUUGAUCCAUGCUGGUCGCAAAGCCACUAUGUUGGUUUUCUCAUGGCGCGGCUCAAAUGUAUUUAACUACUAUAUGAAAUAAUUGUGUAUGUAGAGGUGCACUUUAAACCUAAUGUAUAGCACUUUUAAUACACAUACUUUUUAAUUAUUUUCAUAAACUAUAUAUUAUUGUAAUUUUUUCAAAAUUUUCAAAUUGGAAAUAUGUGAUUGAUGUACCUUUUAAGGCUAAGAAAUUAUGUAGGACUUUUACAAGUUAAGAAUGAAGAUCUGUUAGUUGAUUUUGUAUUUGUUAUCUUAGAUCUGUUGUAAUUGUCUGUUUGAGAUAGUGUGUGGAUGGAAGUUCAUUCCAGAUGUAUCAAAAUCAGUUUGAUAUUAUUCCUUUUUACUUUGCUCAUGUUUGUAGAACCAAAAUGUUUAACUUAGUAAUUACACCAGAAUUUUACAACUGGCUGCAAAUCUUACAUUUUUUAUAUUCAUGCAAUUGGAACACAUUCAAUAGCUUUGUUUUUUUGUUGUUUUUUUUUCUUGUUGUUAUUCAAUCACUUUUCAUUUUUGGUAAUGUUUGAUUAUAGGCUAUUAACUUACUAAGGAAAAGAAUGUAGAGAGCAUAUAGAUGAAACAGAACUUAAACCUGUUUUGCUUUAACCCCUUGAUAUAUUAAAAAACAAAUGGGGAUAAAUCUUGUGCCCUGGGCCUGUAUUCAUCAACAUUUUAAGUGUGAAACUUAACCCUUACCCUGCUCAAUUUCUAUAAUGAACUUGUCCAUCUUUCAAUUUGCACAGUACCAUUAACUGUUAAAAGGGGUGCUUAUCAAAAAGAAACAGACUGAAUAGCGAACACUGCAGAUGUUGAACAGACUGCACGGAUGUGCAGGCUGAUCAUGAUCUACACUGGUCCCAAAGGCAGAGUCAGUCGUGUCCAGUAUGAUAAGGGUUAAGACUUAAGAAUGGCAAAUCUUCAAGUUGUCAUAACUUUGUUUAUAGCAGGCAUACACCAAUAAAAUUUUGCAGAUAUGUCUGUAGCUACAGAAUAAAUACUCGUGCAAAGUUUAAUUACUCUCUUUUUCUAUUUCAACAAUUCAGGGCAACAACAAAAUUCAGCAUUUUAAAGUUUCAGACCAUGAAUGUGGACCCAUUUAUAGAUAAAAUCACUUAAGAAUCCAUUUGUUACCUGAUUUUUAAAAAUGGAAGGAAAAUACAUGUACUUUGUUUUUUUUUUAUAAGCAACUGCAGACGAUAAAAGGAUUUAUUUUAAUGUUUGUUUUCAUGGUGUAGUGAAAUUGAUGUUGUAACGAAUUGUGUUUAGUCACAGAUGUUGUUAAAAAUAUAGUGAAUAUUUACACAUUUUAUGUAUAGUAAACUUACUUCAAUUUGUUGGACUGUAAUGUGGGUUUGGCAAAAACCAUUAUUGAUUAACGACAUGAAGUUGUGAAUAUCAGAUUUUAUAAAGAUGAAAAUAUAUGGUUUUUUUUAUAGACAUUAUAUUUUCUAGAAUUAACAGCAAGAGAAUCCAUGAAGUUAGUCCCACAGAUUUUCCUUUUUUCUUUGUUCCUACAGUGUAAGGCAGUUAUUAUGUUUUUAAAACCGUUCUGAAAAAAGAUUGACUGAAUAAGUUUGCAGAUGAAGUUGUAAAAACACAUUAAUUCAGGAGUGAGCUAAAGUGCUACUAGCCAUCUUGUAGAACAGCUGUAUUAAAGAGUGUAAUGAGAACGACUUGCAAGAAGUUCAUGUAGGAGAAAAAAAGUAGGUCACUGGGUUGUGGUGGGUCUUUAAGCCGAAUCAACCAAAGUCUAGUACUGUUUGAUUAUGUAAGUCUGAUAUCAGUCAGUGUGAAGAAGAUAUUCUCACAGAACUGACAUCUGUUAGUUUAUAGAAGGCACUUCCUAAAAUGAAAUACAACUAUGUUAUUUUAUUUCUAAUCUUUUACACACUGUAGAUAUAUAUAUUUUUUUUUUUUGAAAAUGGACAUAGCUAGUGUAUCAGUAUUUAUUUUCCCAUGAUGAUAGCUGUUUAAAUCAUGAACGGCUCAGAAGUGGGUUUUUAACAGCCAUAUACUAUUCUCGAGAGAACUUGUAGGUAUAAAACAGAUGUAGGAAGAUAAAAUGCAGGGAUAUUAUCCAACUGAAAAGUAGUUUUUUUCUAACUUUUGGCAAAAUAUAGGUCACUUCAUAUGUAUCCUAGAAGUAGGGCAAUUUAUGUUUAACCAGAUAGCUGAAUGAUGAAUAGAUUUUUGAAAUGUAAUUAAUUGAUUUUUUUGUAUUCAUGUGAUAGGGCAUUUAAUACACUAACCUGUUUUGUAAAGCAGUGUUAUAUGUUUAGUUUUACUCAAUUAACAUAGUUAUGUAUUUUUAAUAUAAAUUCAGUUUUCUAUAGUUAAGUUUUUUAGCUCGACUAUUCGAAGAAUAGUCUAGCUAUUCUACUCACCCUGGCGUCGGCGUCGGCGUCGGCGUCGGCGUCGGCGUUACACCUUGGUUAAGUUUUUGCAUGCAAGUACAUACAGCUAUCAUUUAAAGGCAUAUAGCUUUGAAACUUAUUUAUUCUUUUUCUAGGUCAAUUACCAACCUCACUGGGUCAAGUUCCAUAACUCUAACAUGUAUUUUGAGCAAAUUAUGCCCCCUUUUGGACUUAGAAAAUUCUGGUUAAAGUUUUACAUGCAAGUUACUAUCUCCAAAACUAAUGCAGAUAUUGAAUUGAAACUUCACAUGUGUCUUCGGGGUUAUAAAACUAGUUGAUAGCACCAAGUCCCAUAACUCUGACCUUCAUUUUGGCCAAAUUAUGCCCCCUUUUGGACUUAGAAAAUUCUGGUUAAAGUUUUGCGUGCAAGUACAUACAGCUAUUACUAAAAGGCAUAUAGAUUUGAAACUUAUUUUUUCUUUUUCUAGAUCAAUUACCUACCUCACUGGGUCAAGUCCCAUAACUCUGGCAUGUAUUUUGGCCAAAUUAUGCCCCCUUUUGGACUUAGAAAAUUCUGGUUAAAGUUUUGCGUGCAAGUACAUACAGCUAUUACUAAAAGGCAUAUAGAUUUGAAACUUAUUUUUUCUUUUUCUAGAUCAAUUACCUACCUCACUGGGUCAAGUCCCAUAACUCUGGCAUGUAUUUUGGCCAAAUUAUGCCCCCUUUUGGACUUAGAAAAUUCUGGUUAAAGUUUGCGUGCAAGUACAUACAGCUAUUACUAAAGGCAUAUAGAUUUGGAACUUAUUUAUUCUUUUUCUAGAUCAAUUACCUACCUCACUGGGUCAAGUUCCAUAACUCUUAACAUGUAUUUUGAGCAAAUUAUGCCCCCUUUUGGACUUAGAAAAUUCUGGUUAAAGUUUUACAUGCAAGUUACUAUCCCCAAAACUAAUGCAGAUAUUGAAUUGAAACUUAACAUGUUUCUUCGGGGUUAUAAAACUAGUUGAUAGCAUCAAGUCCCAUAACUCUGAUAUGUCCCCUUUUGAACUUAAAACUCUUUUGAUAUUUAACAUUUUGGGUAAUAAUUUCCAGCUUCUGUGACAAUAUUUCGAAUAGUCGAGCUUGGCUGUCUUAUGGACAGCUCUUGUUUAAAUAUAAAUUCAGUUUUCUUACUUCAAACAGUCAUGGUCAGGUGAGAUACUUAGGGCCACUAUGAUCCUCUUGUGAUAUAGAACUGAAUUUGGUAUUUUCAGUAUUGUUGUCAGAUUUAUUUGCAGUAAGGCAGUGGAAUGGUAAAGACAAUACCGGGGGGUAUUCAAUUUUCAUGCAAUUACAUAUUCCUGUUUUGUAUUUUGGCAUCAUUUAGUCACAGCAGCUUUUGUAUAACGAGGUACAGUCAAUUCCACUUAUUUGAAUACUGGUGAUAGAAGUAUUCCGCUUAUUUGGAUACAAAUGCCAAAAUCGCAUACAGAAAAUAAUAGAAUAGAAUAGAAAGUUAUGAUAGUUAUUAAUGGUCCACUGCCUUACAUUUGCCAGUGAUUAUAGAUUGUUGAAGGUAAUCAAAUUUUAGUGCUGAAUCUUGUAUCACACCAUCUGUGCUGGGGAAAUUCUUUUAGAUAAGCGAUUAUAUUUGUCUGUUUCAUUUGAGUGGAAAAUGAAUCUAGUCCCUUUUUAUUGAUAUUAUUUAUUUUGAUAUUUUCAGGCCAGGUAUUUCCAGAUGUUCUAUCCCUGCUUUCAUUACCAGUUUCAAGACAUUUCAUGGGAAAAGUUUGUUUUAAUAAAUAAUUUCUCAAUAAAUCCAUUUACAUUGAAAGUUUGCAUCAGUUGUUAGUGAUGCGAAAGUUUAAUCUAUAAAUUU